UUUACCAUUGUUAAAGGUAUACCAUUGUUAGAGGCACAGACUUAACAGGGAGGAAUGAAUAAUUAAAUAGUCAUUCUAUUUUACGAGGGUCACGAUAGCAGCAAAUACGCAUUAUUUACGAGCGUCAUUCCGAUAAAUUUUUAUGACCGAAAGGAGGUAGGAGUAUACACGUCAAUUUCAAUCAUUCAACAAACUUCUCUUCCAUUCUUCACUUGUCAGUCGUACAUACAGCUGUGUAAUAUCGAUGCCAUUUUUCAUUUUACUAUGAACAAAACGACGAUAGAAAAAACGUAUCUGAAAGUAGUGAAGACAUGCAGUAUGAUCGCCGGAAUUUGGCCUGAUCAGAGUAAAUUUUCGAAACUGUUCACACGAAUAAUUAUAUAUAUCAUUAGUUUGUUAUCGCUUGUUACACAGAUGGCAAACGUAAUAUGUUUCUUUAGCGUAAAUACGCUAAUAGAGCAGGUGUGUUUUUUUAAUGCGAUACUCGGGGCACUGAUAAAACAAGGGAAUUACAUUAUCAACGCUGCAGAGUACAAGAUGUUAUUUAACGCUAUUUGGAAGGAUUGGUCAACCGAUAGACUAAAUGAUGAAUUGGAUAUUAUGUUCGAGUAUGCCAAAAAGGGAGCAUUCUUUUCUUGGUUGUAUUUCGGUAGGAUAAAUCAUAUUGAAACUUCGUCUUUUUAUUCAUUAUAAUUAUAAUUCAUUCUACACAUCGUUGCAAUCAAUUUACAGGAGUUUGCAUUUGCUGUGCUAUAAGUUUUAUUCAAUUAUCUUUGACGCCAAUUAUUUUGGAUAUAAUUUCACCAAUGAACGAAACGCGAGAUUUAAUGUACAUUUUUCCAGCUUAUUAUUAUGUCAAUGACCAAAUGUAUCGUACAUUUAUAAGCUUCCAUAUGAUAUGUACGAUUGUUUCAACAUGUCUCGUGUAUAUUGGCUGCGAUACGAGUUACAUGUACAUUGUACAACACGCUUGUGGUCAGUUAGCAGUGGCUAGGUAAAAAAAGAAAUAUCACUUCGAUCAAAUAAUUUUAGUUUGGAAUUGCAAGGAAUAUACAUUUUUUCUCAGACAUCGUUUCAAGAAUGCGAUUUUAGAUUUUUCUAUUGUCAGUGAAACGAGUGUCGUGCAGGAUAAGAUUUACGAAAGAGUGGUUCAUUCGAUUCGAGGACAUCAAUAUGCUACAAAGUCAGUACUACAAUUGCCAAAAUAUUUCUUAGCUAACCAUUUUUAGCUUAUUUUUUAUUCCCUUCAAACAUAUUUCCAAUAAUCUUA
This is a messenger RNA of Bombus pascuorum, 1270 nucleotides long. RefSeq lists its product as uncharacterized. Lineage: Eukaryota; Metazoa; Arthropoda; Insecta; Hymenoptera; Apidae. Bases 265 to 693 code for a protein of 142 amino acids. The transcript is spliced from 3 exons. The record is from RefSeq and is a predicted model, not a curated record.